Messenger RNA from Oncorhynchus keta (chum salmon), 904 nucleotides. RefSeq lists its product as uncharacterized. Bases 200 to 904 code for a protein of 234 amino acids. The transcript has 6 exons. NCBI's taxonomy places the organism in Eukaryota, Metazoa, Chordata, Actinopteri, Salmoniformes, Salmonidae. The record is from RefSeq and is a predicted model, not a curated record.
ACAAAACAUUUAUUUGUACUUUUCUAAUUAAGUUGGUAACCAGUUUAUAAUAACUGCAUUGUGUCAUGUGUAAGAACAGCUCUUAGCUGUGGUAUAUUGUCCAUAUCCAUGAGCAUUUAAAGAAUGGUCUAAUUUCUUCCAGAGUUUAAACGAAGAUGAUCCACGUGAUCAUCAAGGUUUGGAAGGUCAAGUCCAGAAAAUGAAGAAUGAUAUCCUGGGUUUAAACUAUCCAGAAGAUAGUGAAGUGAAGGAUCCCCUGCCUCAGAUCGAGCUGAAGGCUGUGACAAGGAGAAAAGUUAAGACCAAGAGGAGGACCAGUGCCAACAGGUCCACAGUUGAACAGAGCACUGAUACUGAUGCAGCUGAGAGAGAUUUUGUUGAUAAUCAGAAUGAUGAAGAUGAGGUGAAGAAGGAUCCCCUGCCUCAGAUGGAGCAGGAUGCCGUAAAGAGAAAUAAAGUCAAGACCAAGAGGACCAAGAGAAACAAAGUGGAGCAGAUCACUGAUACAGAUGCAGGUCCCUCUACAUCUGUGGAAUUCUCUGGGAUGACAGUUCAGGGGACAUCUCACCAGGGACAAUCUAAUGAAAAGAUCCUAAAUGAGUGUGUCUCCAGGGCCUGUCAGACCAGGGCUCUUGACCUCCCGCUAAUCGAUCCGGAUGCUUUCAACCCGAUUAUCAUCCGGUUUCUGGAAAAACUUACUGAGGAGCAAUGGAGGCAGUUAAGCAUUGGCAGGAUGGACCCUGUGAUGAGGGCAUUGCUUGCAGAGAUGUGCCUGGAGAUUGUGCGGUUUGUAUCUGAGGCCAUCCUGGAGGUCAUCAUCCCUGCAAUUUUCCGUUUUGUACGGAUAUACAGCCAUGUGUCUCCAGUAUCCGGCAAGUCUCUGACAGAAUCAGAGAUCCUCUAG